Molecule: messenger RNA, 1005 nt
Organism: Sardina pilchardus (European sardine)
Lineage: Eukaryota; Metazoa; Chordata; Actinopteri; Clupeiformes; Clupeidae
Product: ceroid-lipofuscinosis neuronal protein 6-like
Exons: 8
Coding region: 1-1005 (334 amino acids)
Biological process (GO): lysosome organization
Cellular component (GO): endoplasmic reticulum; membrane
Source: RefSeq, a predicted model, not a curated record
AUGCCAACCAACAGCCAGCGCUGUGAGAAGGUGCGCCCGCAGGAUGUGUGCCCGCAGGAGGUGCUCAUGGCACAGGGCAAAGGAUGCCACGGCACAGCUCGCACACGAGCCCACGCUGGAGCCGUCAGCAGACUUGGCUUCCCAGACGUCUCCUUGAGGAAUUCACCGUUCCAUUCAGACCUGUGGUUGUUCUUCACCGUGCUGAACUGGCUGCUUUACUGUGGAAGGGCACUAGUCAUAAUCAUGUGUCCAGUGGAGUGGUGUCCGCUGAAUAGGCCCAGUCCUGCAGACUACAUCCACCUGGCCUCCAACCUCUGCACUGCUCUGCUGCUGCUAAAGAUCACCCAGCAGAGCCCCAAAACACUGCCCCACUCUGCCAUGCAGUUGAGCAUCAUCAUCUUUGCCAUGGGAACCAGCAUGCACCUGGUGGGUGACUCCGUCACCCAGCGCCUCAUCCUCAGCGGGUACCAGCUGCACCUGCCCCUGCGGGAGAACCCCGUCAUCCAGAACGUCACGCCCACAACCCUGAUUUCCUCUUUUGAACUUGUGUCUUACUAUGACGAGGGUCUUGGUCAUGUCAUGUGGGGAGUCCCCUUCCUCCUCAUCCUCUUCCUCUACUUCACCGGCUGCUUCACACACAGCAAGGAGGACAGAAGCAUGCCAUUCUCAGCCUGGCUCCUAUUGGGUCCUAGUGCCCUCCUUUACUGGUACGUGAUAACGGAGGGGCAGAUCUUUAUUCUCUUCACCUUCACUCUGUUCGCCAUGGCGUCCAUGGUGGUCCAGCAGAGGCCCAGGGGCCUGGGCCUCAACAGCAACGGGCUGUUCCUGCUGUCCAGCUUCUCCUCGGCUAUGGGCCUGGUGGUGCUGUGGGCCGCCGUGCUCUGGCGCGACCCUGUCCUGCGCAAGAGAUACCCUGGGGUCAUGUACGUGCCCAGACCAGGGGCCUUUUACACACUCCACUUCCUCAACACACACUCCACUGUGGGGCCCGACAUUGCAGAAUAA